Dunckerocampus dactyliophorus (ringed pipefish) is the source of this 8797-nucleotide messenger RNA. RefSeq names its product transcriptional regulator ATRX-like. NCBI's taxonomy places the organism in Eukaryota, Metazoa, Chordata, Actinopteri, Syngnathiformes, Syngnathidae. The coding region runs from base 622 to 6204 and encodes 1860 amino acids. The transcript is spliced from 35 exons. The record is from RefSeq and is a predicted model, not a curated record. Gene Ontology annotation, cellular component: nucleus. Gene Ontology annotation, molecular function: ATP hydrolysis activity; ATP-dependent chromatin remodeler activity; ATP binding.
AUCAGACACGAUGGUUUUCACUAAAUAAUGAUUAAAUAAUAUGCAAUAAUGUAAUCAAUAGCAUAGGUGGAAAGAGUACUAAAAUGUUCCUGAAAUUUGACCGAAGUGCAAGUGUAAAAGUAUAGGUCUAAAGUAUACUCAAGUGAAAGUAAAAUAGUAAGUGAUUAAAAAUGUACUUAUACUAAAGGUGAGUGAUGCUUGGGUGAUGUACACUUUGAUGUGUUAAAGUGUAAAAAUAAAAUAAAUCAGCUGCUUCCUGCAGAAUUUACUGUUACUAUAAACCCACCCCCAAAAGCAGUUUUUAUGGAACAUAUUUGGUGGCCUUUUCUGCUCACUGCAGAGACUUUAUUUACUCAGUUACAGUUACGCGAGUAAUGUUACUGUUCUUAUAGAAAAAGGGGACCGGCACAGCAUUUAGUUCAGUUUCAGUUAUUUUACGCCGGGCCAGCAGGCGGCAGUGUUCAACCUUUAGAGUCAAACCCAUUGUCAAAAGAAGAAAGUGGAGCCCAGUGAAUUUUCCUUUUUGUUGCGCGAUGCUACGCGUAAAUUAAGUACAAUUAUGCCAUUUAUUUGGUAUAGUUAUAACAUAAGGACUAACAGGAUUCCCUAAAUGUCGCAGCGAUGCUGAGCUCUUCGGCCAGUAAACUGAAUGUACUGGUCAACAAGCUGCACGAGUACCUGGCCCAUUCCACUCCUGAGGACAGCAGUGGCUCAGCAGAGACAGACGAUGUGACAAACAGGAAUGGUUCAGUGGGAAAUUCAGCUGGUCAUGCUACAAUGGAGGUAGUUGCGGACGCAAAAUGCUCCAAAAGAAAACCAUCUGUUGUGACAAAGCACUCUGGCCUGGAUGAAUCUGGCGACUCAAAUGAUAGCGACAAUGUGGAUUUCCCGUUCAGUGCAAACGGUCACCCUGAUAUCACUCGCUUGCCUAAAGGCACUGUUCUGGUCAAACCUGAACCCGUAGAUAACGGAAGAGAUGACUUCAGAGGUCCAGAGUUUCGCAGUCGCAAAAGUAACGUGUUGCGGAAAGAAUUUUCAAGGAGACGUGGAGGAGGUGAACAUCUGGGGAUUGUCAGUUGCACUGCUUGCGGCCGCCAAGUGAACCACUUCCAGAGAGAUUCACUUUAUCGCCACCCAGUUCUGAAAGUACUUAUUUGCAAGUCUUGUUACAAAUAUUACUCAAGCGAUGACAUCAGCAAGGAUUCAGAUGGAAUGGAUGAGCAGUGCCGUUGGUGUGCAGAAGGAGGCAACCUAAUCUGCUGUGAUUUCUGCAGUAAUGCCUUCUGCAAGAAAUGCAUUCUGAGAAAUUUGGGGCGAAAGGAGCUUUCUGGUAUCUUAGAGAGCAAGUGGUACUGCUAUGUCUGUAACCCAGAGCCCCUUUUUGGCCUUGUGAUGGCGUGCGACAGUGUGCUGGAGAGCAUGGAACACCUGUGGCAACAGCACCGCAAAAGAAACCGCACAGAGCCGGGGAAAUCUGAACUGUAUGGCAUGUUGCCGCUACCUCAAAUCCUUCCCUUAGCUAAUUGGGAACACACUGGCAUGGAUGGUAGUGUUGUGUUUAACUACAACACCCUACAGGUCUCCAAGGAAAUGACUACAAAGGUCAAACAUUUAGUGGACUCCACAAACAACGUUAACACAAAUUUCAUUCAGUUCAUUAAUACUGUGACGAAGACGAAACAAGCAGAAAGUGUUCGAAAGCUCUAUCUGAAGUCUUUUGUUACAGUGGUCAAAGCCGUGCGAACGUGUCUUGCUGUACUCGAGGAAAACCUGAAAGAAGAAUUUAGCGACUUGGACAUCUCCAGCUCAUGGGAAAAGUUGUUCAGUGAUAAUUUUGAGACCCCACCUGCAACUGAAGCAGAGGCUGAGAUCACCAAGGACGGAUGUUUGAAUAACUUGCCAGAGUUGUCUGAAGAAUAUGUGGAAGAGGACGAUUCUGACUGUAAAAUCAUCACUGAUGGGAGAUGUACAAAUGAGCAUGUGGACUCUCCUUCACAGACGAUGGAGCCAACAUCUCCUGGAAGUGGUGUCGACAUGACAAAAAAGUUAGUGGUCCAACUUACUCCGGUGCCUGUGCAGCAGGAGACCUGCUCAGAUGCUUCGGAGUUGCCAGAAGACACCAAGGAAGACAAGUAUAAAGGAAAAAAUGCAUCCAGAAAUGAAGAGAUGGUUGUUGCUGAUAGCAAAACGAGCAAAGACUACCCAAGCACAUCACUCCACAUGGAAGAGGAACUUGGCAAUCGGCGUUCUCCUCGUGUGAAGACAACGCCCUUGCGUCGUCCAAGCGAUGUCAAGGGUAAAACGUCUCACUCCACAGCAGACAGCGAGAGUGACUCAGACCAAGAGGAACCCCAUAACUCAGCUGCUGCCGAGACCACUGAGGAACAAAGCCUAAACCAGGCAAGAGACGACUCGGACUCAGAUGAAAUCCCUUCCGUGCUUCUUGAGCGAGCAGCUAUGACUCAAAGCUCUGAUGAACACCAGAGUGAUGAAGACGGUGGUCAAGCAUCUACCAAGGUGGCCAAAAAGUGUCUUUUCUGGCUAACAAAGAACACACCGAUAUCACCAGAGAGGCUUCGUCGCAAACGUAAGCUGCUGGACCGUUCGCCUGACUCGGACUCCAUUGCUAAGGCUCGCCGGGAAAGGGGGACUGAUUCCUCUAGUGACGAUCAAGACUCGCAGGAUAAAAUGCAGCGACUGAAAACCCUGAGGUCCAUUGGCAAGACUCACCUUGGCAAGGGUGAGACGGAAUUGUUGGCUAGGAAGCAGGGGAUGGCGCCGGCCAGGAAGCCAAAGACCCGUUCUCGGCAGGAAGCGAUAGAGACGACGUCGUCGUCGAGCGAUGACGACGAUUCUGGGAGUGAGGGGGACGAUCAGAAGAUGAAACCUAUCACAGAAGCUAUAGCGUUACUGGGACCAGCAGUCUUCCAUCAAUCAUCUGGAGAUGAGGACCAAUCUGGGCCCACCUGGGCAGCAGGGGAUGACGACGACCCCGAAAAUAGAAUCGCUAAGAAAAUACUUUUGGCCCAAAUCAAUGCCAACUUCUCCUCGGGCGAUGAUCUCUCAUCAGAUGUGGAAACACAAGAUGAUGAGUCUGCUUCUGAAACUGAAAGGGAGCUAAAACAAGCCAGUGUGGAAAAUGAACCAGAGAAAAAUGGGGAAAGCAUGGCCUCCCCCUCUUCUGACGCCGGCUCAGAUCGUCCCAAUGUGGAGAAUCAUCACCUGCUGCGCCACAAACUGACGCUGGAUGAGGCAGUAGGAAGUGACAACGUGGGAUCAGGGGUUGAAGGGAAGCCUGACAAGAAGAAAAGACCUGGGCCCAAGCAGUUGAGCGCUGAUGAUGAAAGUGGACAAGCUGAGAAUAAAGUGCCAGAGAUUGAAGACGGAAUGAGUGAGGAGCUGAGUGAGUCAGAGGAGGAAGAAAAGCUUGAAAGUUUAUCCCCUAAAUUGAAGGAAGUAUCCCAGGUGCCCUGCAUUUUAUUAUCUGACUCUAGCAGUGAGAAGAGUAUGCAAGAAGACACCGAUGGAGCAGUCAGCAACAGCCAGGGCACGCCCAAAAAACGCAAAAAGAUACGCAAAAUUAUCGGAGAUGGGAAUCUCCGCGCUGAGACCCAAGAAGCAUUACGAGAGGAGGAGGAGCGAUGCAGACGGCUGGCAAGGAGGGAGCAACAGAUGGAAGAUCGACGAGUGAUAACUAUCAUAGAUGAUGAGCUGUCUCAAGUUGCAUGUCCAGUCACCACCAGACUGAUUCUGGAUCAGGAUGAGGAGACCAAGACCCCUCUAGUUGAGGUGCAUGAGAAACUGGUGACCAGACUCAAACCUCACCAAGUGGACGGAGUCCAGUUCAUUUGGGACAGCUGCUGUGAGUCCAUGAAGAAGGCCAACUCAAGUCCGGGAUCAGGCUGCAUCCUGGCUCACUGCAUGGGCCUGGGAAAGACUCUGCAGGUGGUUACCUUCCUUCACACAGUGUUGCUGUCAAAGAACCUACAUUUCAAAACAGCACUGGUUGUGUGUCCUCUUAACACAGUUCUCAACUGGGUUAAUGAGUUCAACAAAUGGCAGAAAAAGUUGGAGAGUGAGAAAGUCAAGGUUAUCGAGCUGGCCACAGUGAAGACUCCAGCUGAGCGACUCCGAGCUUUGCAGACCUGGCACAGUACUGGAGGCGUGAUGAUAAUGGGCUACGAAAUGUAUAGAAAUCUGUCACUAUCCCCUAAACCCGACAAUGCGGAGUUAAAGAAGCAAUUCAAGCACGUACUGGUGGAUCCAGGUCCAGACUUUGUGGUGUGUGAUGAGGGGCACGUUCUGCGCAAUGACACCUCCAAUAUUUCCAAAGCCAUGAAUGCUGUGAAGACACGGCGAAGGGUGGUGCUUACUGGCACGCCGCUGCAAAACAACCUGAUAGAGUACCACUGCAUGGUCAGCUUCAUCAAGCGGAACCUUCUGGGCUCAUUGCAGGAGUUCCGAAACCGCUUUGUCAACCCAAUACAGAACGGCCAGUGUGCUGACUCCACACCAAAAGACGUCCGAAUCAUGAAGAGGCGGGCACACGUCCUCCAUGCUAUGUUGAGUGGUUGUGUGCAAAGGAGAGAUUACUCAGAGCUGAUUCAGUUUCUGCCUCCCAAGCAUGAGUAUGUGGUGGCAGUCAGGGUGUCGCCGCUGCAGUAUAAGUUGUACAGCCACUACCUGCAGCAUGUCAGUGGCAUUAGCAGCCAGAUUGGCAGCGCAAAGCUGAAGGUUGGUGCAAACCUGUUUAAGGAUUUUCAAGUACUCGGUCAUGUUUGGACUCAUCCUUGGUGCCUUCAGCUCAGCCAUAAAACCAAAGAAAAAAAGUUACAGCGAUGUUUAGAAACGAAGAAUCCUGUUGGAGCUGCAGCUGUGUGCCAGAAAGAAUCCACAGGAAGCGGACCAAGCGGAAGCACCUCCAGUGGACCAACCAGGAUGAAUGCAGCAAGUGUUCCUGAAGCUGCAUCACAAGGUCAGUGCUGGUUCCAAAAUAUGCUCUUUCAAGAGGACGCCAAAAUCCUGGAGCACUCUGGCAAGAUGGUGCUCUUAUUUGAGAUCCUGAGGAACGCUGAAGAACUGGGCGACAAAGUACUCGUGUUCAGUCAGUCCCUGAUCUCAUUAGACCUGAUCGAGAACUUCCUUGCGGCUUCUCACCACAGCAGUAGUGAUUCAUCAAAAGAGGGAAGCUGGAUUAGGAAUAUUGAUUACUACCGUCUGGAUGGCUGCACCACUCCUGCAUUACGGAAGAAAUGGACCGAUCAGUUCAAUAAUGAUGCUAAUGCACGCGGUCGGUUGUUCCUCAUCUCAACAAGAGCGGGCUCACUAGGCAUAAACCUGGUGGCGGCCAACAGGGUGAUCAUCUUUGAUGCCUCGUGGAAUCCCUCUUAUGACAUUCAGAGCAUCUACAGAGUGUACCGCUUUGGACAGACCAAGCAAGUGUUUGUGUAUCGCCUCCUGGCGCAGGGCACUAUGGAGGAGAAGAUCUAUGACCGGCAGGUGACGAAGCAGUCUUUGUCCUACCGUGUGGUGGAUCAGCAGCAGAUUGAGAGACACUUCACCCUUUCUGAGCUGACGGAGCUUUACACAUUUGAGCCGGACAUGCUGGACAACCCUCAUUCCAGGAAAAACAAGCGAAAGACAUCUAAUUUGCCAAAGGAUGGAAUUCUGGCACUGUUGUUGGAGAAGUGCAAAGAGUACAUCGUCAGCUACCAUGAGCAUGAAUCACUGCUGGACCAUAAGCAAGAGGAGGAGCUCACUGAGGCAGAACGCAAAGAUGCUUGGGCAGAGUAUCAAGCCGAGUCCAACACGGCCAAGGCCCCAGUUCGACUCAGCCUCAACACUUUGAAUACAAAAACCAAUGAAGAGCUGGUGGACUUGCUGAACAGGAGCAGAUCCAAAGUAGCAGCUGCCUUUGAGCUGCUGCAGCAGAUGAUGCCUCACACCCUCCAGGACUACUGGCUACGAUUGUUGCAACAGCACCCAGGACUGCCUGCAGAGCAAAUCCAGCUGAGGGCCAAGCAGUGGAAAAUGUACGACAUGAAGGAGUUUGAACGUAGGAAGGCAUUUUAUCAAGACCUUUUUGCAGAGCAGCAAUCACUCACUCUGCACAUUCAGGCCAUUUUAAACCACAGGAGGAAUCAAGAGACUCAGCAUGCGGCGCCCGCAAAAAAACAGCCGACGCUGUCAUCAUCAAAUCAGUGAAGUGCAUUUGCCCCACACGUUUGGCACUGGUCUUAGAACGUAGAUAGAUCCACGUGCAGAGCUCACCCAUCUUUUCAGCAUCUACGCAAUUAGCACUUUAACGCCACCUAGUGUGGCCAAAAAGGAAAUGAAUAGUAGAGUACAUGCCUUUUUAUUGAACGUUUUGUAAGCACACUGAUAGUUAGUUUUUUUUCAUUUCUAACAUUUCAAAAAUAAAAUUCAGUGUUCUCUGCCAUGGCUUUGUUGGCAUCUAAGUCAGAUUUCUUCUUUCUGUGUGCCAUGACACUCAUUGGAUUUUUGCCUCUUUUAUAUUAAACUUUCUAAUCUCUUGUACUAUUUUUGUCCUGAUGAUCUUUAUGUCACUGGAGGUACUGAUCUUCAGAGAUAUAUAAAGUAAUAAAAUACUGAAACUAAAAUAGGUCUUCUCUCACUUGAAAUAAACUCCACAGAGAGAGACGUGGAGGCAAUCAUGCAGAAAAUGAGGUCCCUGGAUCUUUAAUAAAAGCAAACAUCUCCAAACAUUCCAAUGCGUUUUCCGCUCUGCACAGAGACUGAUCAGUAACGAGUCAGUAACGAUCUGCUGAUGGCUGCUGACAUUCAUCUGGAUCUCUCCUCCGCCUUCGACACCGUUGACUGUAAAAUACUCCCACAUCGGCUUCACACUACAGUUGGACUUUCUGGGACCAUCUUCCAAUAGUUUAAGCCAUACCUCGCUGGCAGAACCAUGUGGCUCUGGGGGAGACAAAAUCGUCACCCCACACCGUCACCUGUGGGGUCCCUCAGCACUAUUCACUGUUUACAUGCUCCCCUUGGGUCACACCACCAGGAAACACGUGAGCUCAUUUCAUCCGUAUGCUGACGAUAGCCAGGUAUAGCUGAAAACAAACCCCACGUUACAGGACGGAUGGCAAAAAACUGCAAAUAAUUGAUACGCCCAUAAAAAUGUUGGUUUUUGACACACGGCCUGCUGCCCCCACACCCCCAGACCAUUCUGCUAGCUUGACAUUGACGGUCUCCUACAAUUUCAGAUCAACAUUUGUAAUAAGAGAAUAAUUAGAUUCAGCUCCAGACCACCUCAAUAACGUAUAAAAUGUGUAGGUACUCACCACUAAUGAAUGGUAAUGUACAGUAUGAUGAUCCAUAGAACCACUGGCGCUUCUGGCUUGAAUGAGGCGCUGGGCGGAGCGAAGCUGUGUGGUGUACGUACAUAAAGUUAUGCUAUAGUUCCAUACCGUUUAUCAUUGACCCGUUUCUGCCCUUCUUUCCUCUUCUUUUUAAAUUGUGCACCUGAUUUUUGUUUGUCUUUUCCACGUUUUGUUGACACAAAUUAACGGCACUUAUCACCUCCACCGUCACCCAACUAGCAGUCCAGACUAAACCACCUCUGAUCGACUCGCAAUUCCCUCCUUUUUAUUUCACAUUGUCGUCGUGAAAUAACAUGUUUGAGACUCUUGGUCUACGAUAUAAUUGAUAUAUUUACAAUUUUUUUUGAGCAAUUACUUUUGUAAUUUACAAUUUUUACCUGAGGGCUGAGGUCCAGCGGCACCCUCCCCCUCGCCAUAGUCUUUGGUUUCAUCCACAUCACGUGGUGGACGUUUGAUCACGUUUGUGGGCGCGAGUAGCACGCCUGUAGGGGGCGCCCAUCUGCCACGCACAUACAGUAUGUGCUGAUUAUACGCUGACCAUUAGUAACUAGCACUCCCGCGGUGCCCCCCUGGAUAGCCACUGCAUAGAACAGAUGGAAGUGGAGUCAGUGUAGAAGACGUUACAUAUAAGCAGCACUUUUACGCCCCACAACUAUGGUGCGUUCAAAGACGGACGAAAUGCGUGGAGAAAAACAUUAUCAGUGAAGCAUAAAGACAGAAACGUAAAAAUUGUGCGCUUUUUUCACAGUGGUACAUGUAUGUUGUAUAUUUAUAUAGAGAUGCUUGAUAGUGGCUUUUUACCAAUAGUACCAAUAUUACCAAUAUUACCAAUACCGAUAUCAGCAGUAGGUCUCUCCUCACACUAAUGUCAGUUCACAUUUUGUGUAAUGAACACAUUAUGCAUCUUUACUGCAUUUCACAAAUAAAAACUUUGCGCAAAAUAAGACCAAUGCUGCAAUAUGCAGUUAAAAGUGCCAUAUUUACUUUAAACAUUUUGUCUCAACAGAAGAUUAAAAAUGACCACCAAUUAGAGGAAGGCGCCUUACUUAGCCCUCGUAUAACGAGUACUUUCAUUGCGAAUUGACGCAAAUUUUCCGAGACACUUAAUUUUGUUAGAUGCCGUCUGACAAACGCGCAACGUUUUAUUGUGAAGGCCAGAAAUGUGAUUUGUCUGUUUGGUCUUCUGACCGAUGUGUAGUAGUGAUGUGCGAUACCACUGAUUUAGUUUCCGAUCCGGUGCUGAGUAAAAUUCAGGCUGCCAUGGCGACACCCAUCCGAUACCCGAUACUUUGUGUGUGUCUGUCUUAAAUUUUAAAAAGUAGUGUAUUUCAUAACAUAGCAUAAAAAAUACAAGAAACAUAGUAAAAUAAUAAACCCAUUAAAAGAUUAAUUAUUAUGAGCUACUAUAUUCACACAUGGCUCCGUUCAUCCUUUCAACAAACUUUUCA